AUGUUUAAUAAAAGGAAACUCUUAUAAAAUAUAGUAGAACUAUAUUAUGAGUAAGUGGAAUAGAUGGAGAAUAAUUAUGAUAUUGAUAAUAAAUAGGCUACAAAAAUACAGUCUUAUUAUCGAAUGUAUGUGUUACAUAAAUCUUACAAAAAGAAUCAAAAUGCAACAAUUACAAUUCAAAAAUAUUGUAGAGCAUAUUUGGCUAGAUAAUUAGUAAAAUAGAGAUUAAGUGAAUGCAAAAAUAAGAGAAAUGUAUCAACAAUUGUGUGAUAUUAAUUUUAGAUAAUUUAUCUUUCUCAUUAAGCAUAAACAAUAUAAAGAUAUUUUAGAGGAUAUAUUUAUAGAAAAUAUGUUCACGAUUUCUAUUUAAGAAAGAAGUAACUUGAAUAAAUGAAUAUAAAGAAUCAAAACUUUUUAUAAGAAUUAAGAUAAAAGGCAGAGUAAGAAAGAGAAGAAGAGAAAAUCAGACAUGAAUAAGCCGCAAAAUAAGAAUUUAUGAAAUUAGCAACAAAUUUACAUCAUUUAACAUCAACAAAGUCUUAACCAGGAAUAUAUAAGCCUCCAUUUGCAAAAGAUAAUCCAAAAGCAUUUGAUAUAGAAGUUGAAACAUAAUUAAAAAUUGCAUUUUAAACAAAUGUAUAAUGGAAGAGCUAAAAAAGAAGUGGAAGUGCCUAAAGAGCUGUAACUAGUCAAGGAUUCAGAAUUAGACCAUAAUCAUAAAAGCUUAAAUGA
Molecule: messenger RNA, 732 nt
Organism: Paramecium sonneborni
Lineage: Eukaryota; Ciliophora; Oligohymenophorea; Peniculida; Parameciidae
Source: the annotation of a GenBank genome assembly